UCCCGGAAUCCCAGACCGAGACCACGGGAGAUAUGCCGUAUCAAGAACCCGAGCUGAUGAUGGAGAAAGGAGACGCCUACGGAAUAGACGCGAGUCAAUGCGCGGUCCCCGAGGACCGGUACGGUGUUACGAGUCCAACCUCCAAAAGCUCUGAAUCAGUGCCGCGCAAGUUACAACGACGUACAUUUCCCCUAUACACCUGCGAAGUUGCGCAGUCAUCCCAGUUCGUUGACGUCAAGAUUGUUAACUUAUUCGAAACGGAAGGCCUCGUUACUUUGACGGUCGUUUUGAUCGAUAGACAGGAACUCGUUGAGGAAGCCCUCAGUCUCAUUGAACCCGAAACUUUGAAGCCUCUUUACUCAUCUGAUUUGCUGAGUAAAAACCCCGGUGUCAUGAAGUAUGGUGAAUCUUGGGUUCGUGUCGUAGUUGUGGGGAGACCCAGUCCCAACACCUGCAUCGUACAUCUAGUUGACUACGGUGAGCAAGCGCGGUGCAGCGUGACCGAAGUUUUCUGCUGCCCGCCAGAAUUCGUCCCCAUCGAGAUGUGCACCGUGGAUUAUCACACUAAGAGAACCAAAUCAGAUCCUCUUGACCCGGAGUCUUUUUUGGGACAGGUUAUUGUGCUUGGACAUUCCUCAUCGGGCACUUUCGAAAUAUUUUCCCGCGAAACUGGGGAAGCUAUAGCAUUUUGAUGAAUCAGAAACAUACUUGAAUAAAUCGAAAGGAUGGUUCCUCACUAAAAA
Messenger RNA from Galendromus occidentalis (western predatory mite), 743 nucleotides. RefSeq lists its product as uncharacterized. The record is from RefSeq and is a predicted model, not a curated record. Lineage: Eukaryota; Metazoa; Arthropoda; Arachnida; Mesostigmata; Phytoseiidae. The transcript has 2 exons. The coding region runs from base 33 to 692 and encodes 219 amino acids.